UUCACCUUGAAAUAUUUGAAGAUGGGAUUGCCUCAAGUGUCUUCUAGCAGCAUUGCCGAGGAAGUGACAGCGUCUCUGUGCACAUUUAUGCAACCUCAACCUAGAGUUGCCGGAAUGAGCACCUGUGAUUUGAGUGGGAUGCAUGGAGGAAACCUCGGAAACCAUAUGCAGGUGGAUUUCACAUGCUCUUCUUUUGGAGAUCAAAGGAAAUCCAUCACAGAGAUUCCAAAUAGACCAGAUUCUGCCAAUGCACGUAAAGAUGUUAGUAGAUCAAGCAUGCAUGCAUUGAAGAUGAACUCUACGGAACAAUACUUUUGGUCAAGUCAGAGAAGCGGGCAGAAUAUUCAGACACCUGUUCCUAGGGUUGUUGGUUUUGAACCAAGAAUAUUGGAUUCUUCUCUUAAUUUCUUUAAUGGAAACCAAUAUUCUUCAAGUUCACUGACUGUCACAGGGGACACAACUGAGGCUGCUGGGUCAGCACACAGGAAGAGGUUAUUGUCUCCUUUGAAUGGAAUGCUUCUCAAGGAUCAGUUUAAUGGUGAUUCUCUAGACAUUGGAGAUGGGGUUCAUAAGAGUGGCUCUUGGGGAUACAAUGGUAGUUCAAAUGUUCCCACGCAAGAGCAUAAGAAAGCUCAUCUUGGCAACUCCAGUUAUUUUAAUUCUACAAUCUGGUCUGCAUCUUGUUCCCCGGAGUGGAAGAGUUCACCGGAUCACAACUGCAAUACACACUCCUCUUUUGUAUUUGAUGGUCAUUUGCUUGAAAGCAAGGAGCCACGAUCUCCGAAUCAGUUCAUAUCACCAUCUGGACUUGAUUGCUCUGGAGAAACAAUUAAGGUGAGGUCACAAUCAGGCGCUAUAGACAUAUCUUCAAGAAAAGUUGUGUUGCCUACACUUUCUCUCUCUCCUCUUGGUCCAAGGUUUUCUGAAAGAGUGAAAUCUCAAGAAUUAUGCAGGGGUUCUACGCCAAAGAUAGAUGAUAACAGUAUAACUCUAAAGGACAUAGAACAGUCACUUGAUGGAACAAUCUCAGGCAUAUCAUCAUCAUCCUGGAAAGAGGACGCCUUUAGGUUGGUAAGUGACUUAUCGGAAGAUGUUCAUGUUCAGCAGAAAAAGGUUGACCUCUGUAGUUCUGAGAGUUCUACCCCUGGGAUGGUGCAUCAAUGGAAUCAGGACUUGAAACCGAAGCCUAAAUGUGUUAAACUAGUACAAUCACUGACUGGACUGCCUGUUAGAAGGUCAUUGAUUGGUUCAUUUGAGGAAUCCCUGUUGUCUGGUCGAUUAUUGUCUGCAAAGGUUGGUCAGAGAAUUGAUGGUUUUCUUGCUGUUCUGAAUGUCACUGGGGGGAGUUUCUCGCCAAAAACACAGAAACUUCCAUUUGCAGUGACCAGUGUGGAUGGAGAUAACUAUUUACUAUAUUAUUCAUCAAUAGGUCUUGCUGGGAGUACGACACCAAACAAUUAUGGAAGCCCCAGGAUGAAGAGGAGCCUUAGCAUGGAUGAUUCACGAGCAGACAAGAACCGUUUGAGGAUACCUAUGAAAGGCCGCAUACAACUGGUUCUCAGCAAUCCAGAAAAGACACCUAUUCACACCUUCUUCUGUAAUUACGAUUUGAGUGACAUGCCUGCUGGAACCAAGACGUUUUUGCGCCAAAAGAUCACUCUAGCCUCUUCUGAACCAAGCUCUAAGGCUGGGAAUGGAAGACAUGCUGAUCCUGAUAAAGAAAAUGAUGCCAAGCCAUCUUCGAUCCUAGAUGCUGCGAAUUCUUUGCAGCUUAGUGACAACGAUGUGGAUUCAAACGGGUUUAAGGAUGUAGUGAAUCAGUACCAAAGAGAGAGAGAACACACAAAGCCCUGUUUUCAUGGUGAAUCCGAUGGUUGUAGCCUUUGUAGGUAUGAAAAGACCAGUGAGAUUAAUGAAAGUAAUUCUCUGCGUAGCCCUUCAAAAGUGAGCAAGAAUACCGCUGGUGCUGGCGUUCUGCGUUAUGCUCUUCACCUUCGCUUCUCAUGCCUUUUUCCUAAGAAAUGCUCGAGGUCGGUCCAGAGAUGCAAGUUAGACCUGUUAUCUGGACAAGCGACAAACAGUUUCGACAUUGAAGGGGAGCGGCGAUUCUACUUGUAUAAUGAUUUGAGGGUUGUGUUCCCUCAGCGCCAGACAGAUGCUGAUGAGGGCAAGUUACAUGUGGAGUAUCAUUUCCCUUCGGACCCGAAAUACUUUGAUAUCAGCAACUAAAAGGCAUACGAAUUCUCUUCUAAAAUAGACAGUUGCAUACUUGCAUCAUCUGUAGUCUCUGUAUACAGUGAUAGUUGUACAUUCAAAUCUCCAGUCAUCUUUUGGGGCAAUUCCCCGUUCAAUCUGUAAAUAACUGUAAUUAUCAAUAAUUAGUCUAUUUAAUAUGUUCUA
Messenger RNA from Pyrus x bretschneideri (Chinese white pear), 2400 nucleotides. RefSeq lists its product as uncharacterized. The transcript is spliced from 5 exons. Bases 22 to 2229 code for a protein of 735 amino acids. NCBI's taxonomy places the organism in Eukaryota, Viridiplantae, Streptophyta, Magnoliopsida, Rosales, Rosaceae. The record is from RefSeq and is a predicted model, not a curated record.